AUGGUGGCGUCACGCGCAGGCUUUGUCGCUGAACCUGGGCAUGGGAGAGAGGAAAGAGAGUCCUCAGCCUUUCCAGAGUCUCGCGAGCUUAGUCGUUUCCCCUUCCCAUUCGAGAACGCGUCAGCAAAAGCAGCAAGUUGUGGUGGCCGGAGCCCAGUCUCCUCUCAGGAGCUGCGGGAAUUCCGUUUCCUCUCGGCGUCAGUGGCCGCGAUGUUCCUGCCCCAGCCAGUGGUUGAAUGUCGGAUUGCACACCCUGUUGUGAAGUGCACCUACUGCAGGACUGAGUACCAGCAGGAGAGUAAAACCAAUACAAUAUGCAAGAAAUGUGCUCAGAAUGUGCAGUUAUAUGGAACACCCAAACCUUGUCAGUAUUGCAACAUAAUUGCAGCAUUUAUUGGCAAUAAAUGCCAGCGCUGCACAAAUUCAGAGAAGAAGUAUGGACCACCAUAUUCUUGCGAACAGUGCAAGCAGCAGUGUGCAUUUGACAGGAAAGAUGAUAGAAAGAAGGUAGAUGGGAAAUUGCUGUGCUGGCUGUGCACUCUUUCAUACAAACGGGUCCUCCAGAAGACCAAAGAGCAGAGGAAGCACCUGAGCAGCUCUUCUCGUGCCAGCCACCAGGAGAAGGAGCAGUACAGUCGCUUGAGCAGUGGUGGCCAUUAUAACAGCCAGAAAACACUUUCUACAUCUUCAAUUCAAAAUGAAAUCCCAAAGAAAAAGUCCAAGUUUGAGUCAAUCACAACUAAUGGAGACAGCUUUUCCCCAGAUCUGGCUCUGGACUCACCAGGCACUGACCACUUUGUCAUCAUUGCCCAGCUUAAGGAAGAAGUGGCUACUCUGAAGAAGAUGUUGCAUCAAAAGGAUCAAAUGAUUUUAGAGAAAGAGAAGAAGAUUACGGAGUUGAAGGCUGAUUUUCAGUACCAGGAAUCUCAGAUGAGGGCCAAAAUGAACCAAAUGGAGAAAACCCACAAAGAAGUCACAGAACAAUUGCAGGCCAAAAACCGAGAGCUCCUGAAGCAGGCAGCUGCCUUGUCUAAGAGCAAGAAGUCUGAGAAGUCAGGAGCUAUAACCUCUCCAUGACAGACCACAGCAAGGCUCCCCAGCAACAGCAAAUGGAGUCGUCCUGGGUUAGGGGUGGAGACUUGGCUGUUCUUUGGGAAUUGUAAGCUUUCUUUAAAAGUCUCUAUUUUAUUACAGUUAUCCUUCUUUGUGCGAUUGCAGUGGGCUGAAUGGGAACACCUGGUUUGUGCUGUGUUAUGACCGCAUGCUUGAGGUUUCUAGCUCACUCUUUCUCUUUCUCUCACUACUACUCUUCUACUCUACUGUUAUUCCUUCUCUUCUCUUCUCUGUCUCUCUGUUUUGCUACUACUCUUUAUUUUUUGUGGUGGUCAGUGCUCAGUGUUAUGUGCAGAAUGAUGUGGGGUUUUUUUUGUCCAUUGUUGCAUCCUGCCAUACCCAUGAGCAAAUAGUUUGGCAUUAAUUGUAUAUCACUGCCACCCUCUGAACUUUAAAAACUGCCACCUUAAGACUUGGUACAAUGGAAGAGGCUUUCUCUCUCCAAUAAACCUUUUGCUUCAGGGUAUACUCUUGGGUUUUUUUCCAGGUAUAUUAUGUAUGAACUUUGUACUAUGUAUAGCCAGAGUUUUAUUUAUUUUUUAAAAAAAAGAAACUUUUUCUUGAUAAAGGAAUAAUGGUAGCCUAGCUAGUUCUUGUAAAAAGUGAUGCCUCUUGAGAAAAACAGUCUUAUUCUCUAGCUUUUAGUAAAGAAUCAGAUCUUUUUUUUCUUGUUGCCUUGGAGUCUUAAAAACUGAUUGCUAAGGUGAAACAAUUCAGUGCAUAAGUAUGGAGUUAAGUGCCUUUUGAAGGAUAUUUUGGAAGAGCAUUUAAGGAGAUUCUUAAGGGAGGUAGCAAAGAUUCGAAUAGUCUGUCUUUUUAAGUAAGGGCAGAAAGAAAGUUUGUCCAGGUUGUACUGGACACUUCCCUCCCCCACCCUUUUCUUGAUUGUUUUAUGUGAUUGAUUUUAAAUUCUCACACUGCCACUUCUCUUUUAAAAAAUACCCUUUACUUAUAUCAGUUGUCAUACUGGGCUAUUGUCAGAAGACUCUUUUUAAAUGAGCAGACUUAAAAUGGUAUAAUAUUUGAACUAUGGAGCAUAUCUGGGGUCAGUGUGAGCUGCUCAAGUAUGGACUCUGAAUCCGACUGGGAGAAAUGAUAUCACUGUACCUUCUCUCCACUCCUCCUCACCCACCCAACGUGUACACUCCCUGCUUUUAAUGGAAAUAUAUUGAAAACAGGUGCUUCUCAGAAGUAGCUUGGCCUCUGCCAGAGUUGUAUGUGUCCUGUCUUCCCUUCUUGACCCCAUAGGCACAUGGAUUUACAUUUCCAGGAAAGGGGAUAGAUUUGCAUUUCUAGCCAUAUUUUCAGAUCCUCUGUGUGAUGUUUGUGAAAGAAAUUAGGAUGUGUAGUGUGUGCCAUGAAACAGAGCAAAACCAACUACCCUGGAAUCAUUAAUGCAGGCGGGUACUAGAGUUAGAGGUAAUCAUGAGGGCAGGUGACAUUUGUACCUCAGUCUACCAAAAUUGUAGCAGUAAAUUUAACCUGCUAGGCAUUUCCGAGAAGUGAAUGCUCUGUGAUUUGAUAGCAUUCUCAUAAGUGGAGCCAUGCACGUAAUUGGACAGAGAUGUGGAAGUGGGUGGCUUCCUUCUGAUGUGAGAUACAGUGGACCACAUUGCUUAUAUAUCACCCUAGUUGGGGAUGUAAUUUUCCCUUCUGAGCAAGGGAAACGGCAGUGCUAAAUAGUUUUGUAACUUCUUGAAUGAGAAACUUUUAGGUAAGAUAAACUGUCAGAUAAUAUUUUUCAGAUGCAUUUGCAUUGGCUAUGGGAAAGAAGAUUGUGAAAAAAUGACAGUCACGGUUUUGUUUUUUUUAAUUUUAAAGACUGAGAAAUUCUGCUAUGGGAAGUAUGACAGUAUAAAAACACAUAUUUAGUUUUAUACUAAAUCAUUUUUUAAAGUCUUAGCAUUUAAUAUAAAGCAAAUCCACACAUUUUCUAACUUUCCGUAAGUUCCAAAAAGGGAAGGAAGAAACCUCAGUCUUGAAAUUUUGGUUUUUAAAAAUCAUGACACUGUUUUACCAUGAAAUUGAGUAACUUUUGGUAACACCUUUUGUUUCUUUGUAUGUUUGUAAUAACGGACAUUUUAAAACAGGAAUGUUUGGUUUGUACAGACUUUGACAAAUGUGUGUUAAUAAAAAUUCACAUUGACUCAAGUAUAA
Molecule: messenger RNA, 3270 nt
Organism: Galeopterus variegatus (Sunda flying lemur)
Lineage: Eukaryota; Metazoa; Chordata; Mammalia; Dermoptera; Cynocephalidae
Gene: FAM76A
Product: family with sequence similarity 76, member A
Exons: 9
Coding region: 1-1077 (358 amino acids)
Source: RefSeq, a predicted model, not a curated record